Tilletiaria anomala UBC 951 is the source of this 3474-nucleotide messenger RNA. Its product is annotated as putative translation elongation factor 2-putative. The transcript has 8 exons. Gene Ontology annotation, cellular component: cytosol; ribonucleoprotein complex. Gene Ontology annotation, molecular function: GTP binding; ribosome binding; GTPase activity. Lineage: Eukaryota; Fungi; Basidiomycota; Exobasidiomycetes; Georgefischeriales; Tilletiariaceae. Gene Ontology annotation, biological process: cytosolic ribosome assembly. The record is from RefSeq and is a predicted model, not a curated record. Bases 1 to 3474 code for a protein of 1157 amino acids.
AUGGCGUCCAAGUCCUUCUCCAAUUCAAAUGUCCGGUGUGUGACCUUGAUCGGGCACGUCGACCACGGCAAAUCGUCCUAUGCCGAUUCACUGCUGGCAGCGAACGGAAUCAUCUCCUCGCGCAUGGCUGGGAAAGUGCGCUACCUUGAUUCCCGAGAAGAUGAGCAGGAAAGAGGCAUCACAAUGGAAGCUAGCGCUGUCAGCUUGGCGUUCAAGCUUCGAAGACAUGCAGCACUCGAGGCGAAAGGGCAGGCGAACCCGACGAAUGGAGACGCGGAGAAGGAGGGCCCAAUAGUUGAGGACUACAUGAUCAACCUGAUCGACACACCAGGUCAUGUGGACUUUUCAAGCGAGGUCUCUACGGCCAGUCGGCUUUGCGACGGGGCGCUCGUCAUUGUUGAUGUAGUCGAAGGAGUAUGCACGCAGACAAUCACAGUGCUUCGUCAAGCCUGGAGUGACCGACUACGCCCUAUCCUUGUGAUUAACAAGAUGGAUCGCCUCGUGACGGAAUUGCGACUCACACCGAACGAGGCGUAUCAUCAUUUGCAACAGCUGAUCGAGCAGGUCAACGCCGUCAUGGGCUCAUUUUUCGCUAGUGAGCGAAUGGAAGAUGAUUUGCGAUGGAGGGAAGAAAGGGAGCAGCGCAUCGCAGAUAAGAAAGCGUCACAAGAUGCACAGGCGGCCGCUGCUGCUGCCGCAGACACCUCAAACUCUGGACAAGAUGAGGAGUACGAGGAUCAUGACGACGAGGAUAUCUACUUUGAUCCGUCUCGAGGGAACGUCAUCUUCGCUAGCGCCAUUGACAAUUGGGCAUUCAGGUUGGAGAGGUUUUCAGUACUCUAUGCCAAGAAGCUGGGGAUCCUUGAGAGUCGCUUUCGAAAGGUGCUUUGGGGGGACUUCUACUUUGACCCAAAGAACAAGCGAGUCAUGGGUCAGAAACAAAAAGACAAAGAGAAGAGGACACUCAAGCCCAUGUUUGUGCAAUUUGUGCUCGAGAAUAUCUGGGCAGUGUACGACAGCAUCGCUUUGAAUAGGGACCAAGAAAAGAUCGAGAAAAUUGUCAAAACGCUCGACCUCAAAAUUCUUCCGCGAGACCUCAAGUCCAAAGAUACAUCUGUCUUGAUCAGCUCUAUCUUUUCGCAAUGGCUGCCAUUGGCUCCUUGCACAUUCGCGGCGGUGGUUUCCAACAUUCCUUCCCCCCAAGAGGCUCAAGCCACGCGAGUGCCGAAGCUCCUCUCACCCGAUUUAUCUUACUUCGCGACACCGGCAGAUCUUGAACCGAAGAACGCAGUGCAGGCAGACAUGUUUGCUGCGCGCUCGGACCCUGCUGACAAGGUAUACAAUGUGGCGUACAUCAGCAAGAUGUUUGCGGUACGAAGGGAAGACCUGCCGGAAAGCAAGAGGAAAGCACUUACAGCGGAUGAAAUGCGCAUGAAAGCGAAAGAAUCGCGCGAGCGCGCUCGCGCGAUUCAGGCUGCGACGGGUGCAGCUGUGCAGCAGGCCCCGGAAGGGGUACCUUUAGAAGAAGCAGCGGCUCUUCAACAUAAUGGUAGCGACAAGGUGGAGAAACAGGGUGAGGCGCAUGAGGCGCCCUCUGAGACCAAAGUUGAACCCAUCUCGGACGAGGUGGCCAUUGGCUUCUCGCGUCUCUACAGCGGCCGACUUCGUGUGGGACAGUCUGUUGUCGUCGUCCUGCCCAAAUAUCAGCCUGCUCUGGGCGCCACAAGCCUAUUGAAUGCAAAGCACAUCAAGGACAUCAAGAUUGAAGCGCUUUAUAUGCUAAUGGGUCGUGACCUCGUCGCAGUGAACGAGGUACCCGCUGGGAACGUAUUCGGCAUUCGAGGAUUGGAAGGCGUCGUUCUGAGAAACGCGACUCUGUUCGCUCCGCCUGGCAACGUUGAUGAUUUGGACACUUGGCUGAAGACAGACUACGCAAAAGACGUCGUCAACUUAUCAGGUGUCAACUCGACUGCUGCUCCCAUCGUUCGAGUCGCACUGGAGCCGAAGAACCCUUCGGACAUGUCAAAGCUCGUCGAAGGCCUGAAACUGCUCAAUCAAGCAGAUCCCUGUGUCCAAGUACUUGUGCAAGAGACUGGCGAGCACGUGAUCAUUGGUGCUGGAGAGCUUCAUGUUGAGCGAUGCUUGAAAGAUCUGCAGGAACGCUUUGCAAAGUGCGAGAUCCAAGCCUCACCACCGAUCGUUCCAUUCCGUGAGACAGCUGUCAAGGGGAACGACAUGCCUCCACCCAAGACGGAAGGAGCCCCCCGCGGAACCAUUGUCGGAAGCGUCGCGAAUGGUCUGGUAUCCUACCGCAUCAGAGCCGUUCCGAUGCCUUUGGAGCUGACAAGUUUCAUUGGAAGCAAUGCUACGUCGAUUCGCCGACUGCAGCAUGAAAGACGCGCAGACGCAGAUGAGGAGUCGGCCAAAGCAGCGCAGAGUCUGGAUGGCCAGGAAGGCGGCAAGGUCCUUGCUCCCCAACAGUUCUGGUCGACAUUGGAAGAGAAGGUGGCGAACUGUGGUUCGGACUGGAAGGAUGUCGUUGAGCAUGUCUGGUCGUUCGGUCCGCGGCGUGUAGGGCCAAAUCUGUUGUUAGAUCGUGCAGGUCUUUUAGCCAAAAGUUUGCGCGCACGAACCAAUCAGCGGCACUUGCUUGCUGAUGGUCGAUUCUCAUCCGGCUUGCAGACGCCUGAUGAGGCAACGGAUGGGUAUGGGGAGAGGCCCCAGGCGGAAAAUGGGCAGACGUUGGAAGAGGUCCUUCAUUCAGUGCAUCUGGGCGACGACGAUGCAGCGGAAGAUAAACCCGGUCAAGUGACUUUCAGCUCCAAAGACAUGAACGACGCCAUCGAGGCGGGGUUCCAAAUGGCUAUGCUUCAAGGGCCGAUGUGUGCGGAGCCCGUGCAAGGGAUGGCUUACUUUGUAGAGGAGUUAUCGGUGGAUCGCGAAGAAGCGCAGAAGGAAGGUGCACGAGUGCGUCUGUCGCAGAUCACUGGCUCCCUCAUGUCGUCUGUGAGAGAGUCAUGCAGACAAGCUCUGCUGGACUGGUCGCCGCGUCUAAUGAUGGCGAUGUACACUUGCGAUAUUCAAGCUUCGACCGAGGUGCUGGGCAAGGUACAUGCCGUGUUGUCUCGACGAAGAGGACGUAUCACUUCCGAGGAGAUGAAGGAAGGGACCUCCUUCUUCACCGUCGGUGCACUCUUACCCGUGGUCGAAUCCUUCGGGUUUGCAGAUGAAAUCCGCAAACGAACGUCAGGAGCCGCUAGUCCGCAGCUCAUCUUUGCGGGAUUCGAGCUCUUCAACCUGGAUCCAUACUGGGUUCCACGAACAGAGGAGGAGCUGGAAGACUUGGGCGAGAAAGGCGAGAGAGAGAACGUGGCGGAGCGAUACAUGAAUCAGGUGCGCAAGCGCAAAGGCAUGUUCGUGACGAAGCGAAUUGUUGAGGCAGCGGAGAAGCAGCGGACGCUCAAGUCCAACUGA